CCGAGUCUUGACGUCGCCGCUCCAUCCAGGUAGGCACUAAGCAGUCGCUGUAGUACUCACUACACACACCUACGACAACCACUACUCCUUCCACCUCGUCUCCACAACUCUGACACGUCUUUCACCUAUUGCUGCUUGGGCCUCCUAUUACUCCAUCCAUCUUCACAAUCCACAUCCUGCAUUUGUAUAUUUGCAACUCCUCGAAAAGCCUCUGACUGGUGCCCAACUUUGGCCAAAUCCAUUUCCAGAUCUUCUCCUUCGGCAUGACCACCACUUCAAGUCUACCAAGUUGAAUGCUAGCCAACUACUGCAUACCUCUGACCGUCAGAUUCAGCAUGUUGUUCUCAGCUACCAAUACUCGAUCGGCAGAAUUGGUACCACAUCAGUCUCGACUCAUCCCCCCGACCUAAUUGAUCCAACACUAAAACAGUCGGUGUGCUUCAAUGGCGACUCUUACUACUCCCACCAAACCCCAAUUCCCACGCCUCGAUCCUCUCCUAGACGAAAGGUCCCCAUCAAAAUCCCCUCGUCGAAAGGCCCAAUUCGCCGUCCGAGAACUCGAUCCUUUGUUGGCAAAUUUAUCUCCCCAUUCCACGUUGAGAGCCCUUCAAGCCACAGACACCAUCCCCGGAGGUGUGGCCACCCAAGAUGCACUCACAACCAGCAUCAUUGACGCUACUCCGGCAGAAAGAGAGAUUGGCAUAAGAGCAGCUUUUGCCGCACAAAAACUGAGGGAAUGGCUGGACGAAGUGUCAAAAUGGAAUUGGCCCGCCAGAAGAGAUCGAGCCUUUGGCUUAGGCUUUCUUCCACCGCCCGUGCCCAUCACCAGACAGCCAUCCUAUAUUGGAUCCCUGACAUCAGAACAAGUCACUCAAUAUGAAAUCAGAUUUGAAGAAAUUAGAGAUGACCUGGACAGUCUAGAUAUUGACGACAUCAAAGACCAUGUCUUGGCGGCUCAUGUUCCCUCCAAAAAGUCAGACAACACCCUCAAGACCUCUGGCCGCAAAAGUUAUGGGAGGAUGCGGGAUUUCACAGCGUUGAUCACUGCCACCGUCAUACAGGCCCUGCCUGAUCUCGCCAAAUUGAAUAUACUCCUUGACCAGUGGGAUGUUCGACUACGAGUUCUGAGGAGUCUGCCCAAGUUUCGUGCCCUCCUCGACUCAGUUCAACAAGACAUCAAGACCUCUUUCCAAGAGAUCAGAUCAACAGAGCAGCUCACCACUAUAACAGACGAAUUCGUCGAAUCCAAGAAGUCGGUCCUUGGAGAGCAUGUCUCAGAUUUGGGACGGAGGGCCGAUAGAUUUCUCGACAUCUUGGAAGGUCAUGAAGAUUCUCUGCCGCAGGUUUGGAUUGACACGCUCGAAAAGAUCGAACUAGAUUAUGCGACAUGGGUAGUCGAGGCUCAUCGAGUCGCCUUGAGAAACAAAUUGGCCUCCGGUAACUCCAGAACCAUCCCAGAGGAACAGAUCACUGAGUCACAUGUUUUGGCAACUGAGGAUGUGCACCCGGCAACAGAGGCUCUGCCUCCCUCAACAAAAGAGACUUCCGACCCUUCGAAACCAGAGGACACACAACCAUCUACUUCAACGUAUCCUUCUAUUGACCUAUCAAGUACGUCUUCGGCACAAAUGCCUCGAGAACCAAUGGACAAUAGCAGCACACAACUCAACCAGAGCACAACGGUUUCAGAGGAACCAAUGUCAAGGAUCAAGCCUAAACCGUCUCUGACUAUCGCCUUGCCAGAACCCAAAGGACACCGGAGAGACAUCUCCAAAAUUUCGGUUGCGGAGUCGAUGCUCUCUGUGACUUCAGACAUAUCAAAUGCCGAAAUCAUGGAUGCCACGAGAACAAGUGUCAUGCCGAGUCCCAAAAUUAAUAUGGUGGACAACCCACUAAAAAUCGGCAAUGAUGAUCUAACGUGGUUUGGACCAAAGUCCUCUGCCGAUCUCGAAGCUCGUCAGAAACCACCCAUGCUACAACGAGCUUCCACGGCGUCGAUUGAGGUGGUUCCAAGUCAUCAUUUGAAGCGUGUCAUGUUGACACGCUCGGCCUCGUUCGACAUGCUUACACAACUGCCUGAAACUCCAUCACCUAGUACACCUACCAAGGCUCUUAAACAACUGGUCGGAGAGAAUUCUCCAACACGCAAAACUCCAUUCCUAAAAACUGAAGAUUUAUCACCGAUUGGUCAACCAAGUCCAGCGUUGAAGGACACCACGCCUUUACCUUCUCCAACGCCCUCUCUGCUUGUGGAACCAUUACGCCUUCGAACAAAGUCGGAAGAUAGUAGCAUACCCCCUGUUCCAACACUUCCUCGUCGAUCUAGCAAAAGACAACCCGUAAUGUCAACGAGUUCCACAUCACCACUGACACCCGUCUCAAGUGCUAGCCCCAUGACUCCGGUGGAGACAAGCGACGUCUGGAAACCGAGGUUGGACAAGCUGGAAGACCCCGUCUUAGAAGAACCGGUAUCAUCCAAGAUUCCCGUUGAAUUGGCCACACCGAAACAGCCAGUGUCGCUAGACGAUAAGAUUCAAGACUUGCUGACGAGCUUGCCGACUAAAAUUCGACUCGCAAAGGACACGGAUAACCUACCAUCUCCGCCGAGAUCUAACGCAUCGACCCGAUCAUCAACCCCGACGCCUGGUCUGACACUGUCAGCCGUGAGGAGUGAAGCUUCCAGUCGUAAGAGCAGCGUUGGCGAUUCCGAGAUUCGGUUAUAUCACCUCACACGAGCUGGGCAAGCACGGGACACUCCUCCGGUGAAGCUCUUUGUCCGGACAAUUGGGGAUGGAAAUCGUGUCAUGGUUCGUGUUGGAGGGGGAUGGGCGGACCUGGGCGAAUAUUUGAAAGAAUAUAGCCUUCAUCAUGGGAGCCGGACCAAUGGAGAUGGUCGUUUGGAGGUUGCCAGGUUUCCAGUGACUAGCCAUCGGGAUUCAGUCGCCUCUUCUGGCACAACAAACUCCAAAACCCGUCGAAAAUCCGGAUCCCCCUUAAUCGCCCAAAAUGGCUUUGAGAGUAACGCGCCAGGCGAGCUGGUUAAUAACAAAAUCCGCCGACCGUUGACCCGAACGCGUUCACCGGAUGUGAUUGACAACGGCCAGUCGAGGCAGAGUAUCUCGACGAUGCCUCCGGUGCCCUCCAUCCCGACAACAUAUACUACAGUCUCACCGACCAUGGCCACCAUCUCAGACUCUACAGGUGCAGUGACUACGACUGUCAUUGACCCAGACUCGGUAGUGGCGCCAUCAGGGCUACUGGAAACUCCUGGCAAUGUUGGACACGUCUUGAGCAAACGCUCCUCCACCAUCAGUAAUUCUGGAGUUACGACCACUACCAGCACCAGCUAUACUCCUCUCGGAGCAGCAGGGCCAAGAUCAAAUAAACGAGCAUCAUCGGCAUUGGGUACAUUCCCGGGGACAACCAAUGAUGCAUGGGUCGAAGGGCUGGUGGGAAAAGCGCGUGCUGUUUCUGGUGGACCUCCUAGCAUUGCACCGGCAUCUAUGACAACGUCAACAUCGACGACCACGACCACGACCACGACGACCACUGUCGGAUCAGCGCCACGCGGACGACGUACAUCUUACUGGGGACUGGGUUCAAGCCCGGCCUCGAAUCGAACGGCAAGUCCUCAGCCGAGAGCAAGUCCAGCUCCCAGUGACAGGACCGUGUCGCCCAGUACUAGUACUGGUUCGGCAGAUGUCAAAAGUCGACGAUCAAGUCUGAUGAGCCGGCCGAAGAAUCGAAUGAGUCUGGGAGAUAUUGGAGGUAUCAAAAGAGUCUUCCUGAGGAAGAAAACAGGGGAAGUCCACUAAAGGACAGGAACGAGAUGUUAACAGACUGCUCAUUAUCAAUUAUAACGCUGGGUUUCUGGAUAGCUACCCAGGCUGACGCGACACACGACACGGACCACCCAAGGUAUACAGUACAUAGU
Messenger RNA from Exophiala mesophila, 3934 nucleotides. RefSeq lists its product as uncharacterized. The transcript is spliced from 2 exons. NCBI's taxonomy places the organism in Eukaryota, Fungi, Ascomycota, Eurotiomycetes, Chaetothyriales, Herpotrichiellaceae. Gene Ontology annotation, molecular function: microtubule binding. The record is from RefSeq and is a predicted model, not a curated record. The coding region runs from base 444 to 3815 and encodes 1123 amino acids.